Messenger RNA from Camellia sinensis, 1453 nucleotides. NCBI's taxonomy places the organism in Eukaryota, Viridiplantae, Streptophyta, Magnoliopsida, Ericales, Theaceae. The record is from RefSeq and is a predicted model, not a curated record.
UUCGCCCAUCUACCCCAACUACACACCAUUAAUUUCACACAUUCGGUGCUUGCACAUACCUAUAGAGAGAGAGAGAGACCAUUAUAUAGUAUAUGCAAAUCUCAAAAUCUCCGCAGAUCAACUAGAGGAGGCUCUCUCGUUUACACACUCUGUUUCCUGAACUGGGUCUCUCUCAUUUUCAAAGAUGAAAGUGUCUGUUGUUACGCGGAGUGGUAAAGAAUUCAUCAAGGGAGGCCUCGAGCUCAAUGACUCCCUCUCCAUCAUUGUUGUGGCUGAUCUGCAGGAAGCAAUUCACCGGCGAUCGAAAAAAUAUUAUCCUUCUAGACAGCGCCUGACCCUCCCAAUCCAACCGGGCUCUAAGGAAAAGCCCAUUGCCCUUAACUACAAGAAAAGUCUCAAGGAAUAUUUUGAUGGGAACUCGGACAACUUGAUUGUGGUGUUCAAGGACCUUGGUCCACAAGUUUCGUACCGUACACUUUUCUUCUUUGAGUAUUUGGGUCCUCUAUUCAUCUAUCCAAUUUUCUACUACUUCCCUGUCUAUCAAUUCUUUGGCUACAAAGGAGAGCGUGUCAUCCACAAAGUUCAGGCAUAUGCUUUGUACUACUGGUGUUUCCACUACUUUAAACGUAUCAUGGAGACAUUCUUCAUUCACCGCUUCAGCCACGCAACCUCACCGCUCUCUAAUGUGUUCCGGAAUUGCGCUUAUUACUGGACUUUUGGUGCUUAUAUUGCAUAUUAUGUGAAUCACCCAUUUUAUACACCUGUUAGUGACCUCCAAAUGAAGAUUGGAUUUGGUUUUGGAUUACUUUGUCAAGUCGCAAACUUGUACUGCCACAUCUUGCUCCGGAAUCUUCGGAGUCCUGAUGGGAAUGGAGGGUACCAAAUCCCACGUGGGUUUUUGUUCAAUAUUGUCACGUGCGCGAAUUACACAACAGAGAUUUAUCAGUGGCUGGGCUUCAAUAUUGCAACACAAACGGUUGCGGGUUAUGUCUUUGUUGUGGUUGCUACUUCUAUUAUGACUAACUGGGCACUCGCUAAGCACCGUCGUCUAAGGAGGCUAUUUGAUGGGAAGGAGGGAAGACCUAAGUAUCCCCGACGAUGGGUCAUACUACCCCCAUUCCUGUAGAAGGGACCAGUCCGCUACUUGAUGUCUUUAGUAACUAGAGGUCAUUCUUAUUUAAAUUUGCUAGUAAAGGGUAAGAUCUUCACCCUCAUAGUUGCAUUGGAGGCCUUGUAGACCGUCUUUGUUAUGUUGAUCAGUUGUAGCUUUCUUUCUCUCAAUUUGAAUGCUUUAUAUUAUUGUUUGAAGCAACACACAAGAUUCUUGAACUUUCAAUAUUGCAAGCUCUUGGUGAUGAAUGAAUAUUGCUUUGUACUAGAGGCCGAUUGUUCUCAGUCUAAACUGUUAUCUGCAGUACUUCUAUGCAAUGUUUGUGCUUGCAGCCAUCAACAA